Messenger RNA from Notothenia coriiceps (black rockcod), 613 nucleotides. RefSeq names its product peroxisomal biogenesis factor 12 (gene pex12). The transcript is spliced from 2 exons. Lineage: Eukaryota; Metazoa; Chordata; Actinopteri; Perciformes; Nototheniidae. The record is from RefSeq and is a predicted model, not a curated record. Gene Ontology annotation, cellular component: peroxisomal importomer complex; peroxisomal membrane. Bases 1 to 603 code for a protein of 200 amino acids. Gene Ontology annotation, biological process: protein monoubiquitination; protein import into peroxisome matrix. Gene Ontology annotation, molecular function: ubiquitin-protein transferase activity; protein binding; zinc ion binding.
AUGAGAGUCAGUGACGCUAAGGAACUCAUCAGUGUUAUCAUCAACGUUCUGGCCGAGUCCAACCCGUCCCGGUUCUCCUUCCUCUUCCGGUUCUACGACGAGCUGUUCCUGUUCCUGGACCUGAUGCUGCAGAACCACUUCCUGUCCGUCAGCAGCGCCUCCUUCUCAGAGAACUUCUACGGCCUGAAGAGAGUCUGCUCCCCGGCGGCAGGAAGUCCCGCCCCCCGGCUUCCUGUCUCUCUGUUUCUGAGCAGGAAGUCGCACUGGCGCUCUCUCCUCCUGCUGUGCGUGGCUCCGUACCUGAGGGUCAAACUGGAGGCGGUUUUGGCGCGGCAGCGAGACGAGGAGGACUUCUCCAUCCGACUGGAUCAGAGCCGGGUUCAGAAGAUGAGGCGGGCCGUUCUGGUUCUGUUUCCCUUUGUGGGCGGAGCUUGGAGAGGAGCAGCUUUCAUUCAGCAACUUCUCUAUCUGUUCGGAGCAACGAAGACCCAGAAUCCUUUGCUGUGGCUCGCCGGCGUCCGACUGGCACGACUCAGUGGAGACGAUCUGAAGGAGCUGGAGCUGAGGAGCAGGAGAGAAGAGAGGCUGGAGGGGGGCAGGUGAGAGAGAGAGA